AGCUAGCAGAGUUUCGUAUAAGCUUCACGAUGGCUGUAAACGUUCCUGGUUUGGUUUCCAUCAUUGUGUUUUACGUUCUUAUUCUAGCGAUCGGUAUUUAUGCAGCAUGGAGGAAAAGAAGAACCGGAAGAGGAAACGAGAGCGAGACAAUCAUGGUCGGGGGAAGAGACAUCGGACUCUUUGUUGGAAGCUUUACUAUGACUGCUACGUGGGUUGGGGGUGGCUACAUAAACGGGACAUCGGAAUAUGUAUAUACACCUGGCUCCGGACUCCUGUGGACGCAAGCACCCAUUGGAUACGCUUGCGCGUUAAUACUUGGCGGCUUAUUCUUUGCGAAGAAAAUGCGAAGUGAGGGAUAUGUGACGAUGUUGGAUCCAUUGCAGCGCAAGCUUGGUCGAGUAAUGGGAGCGUUUCUUUAUAUACCUGCACUUGCUGGAGAAUUAUUCUGGUCUGCAGCUAUAUUGGCCGCGUUGGGCGGUACGCUUCAUGUUAUCAUUGAUCUUCAUAUAACUGCAGCUGUAAUUGUAUCUGCAUGCAUUGCUGUUGUAUACACCAUGGUCGGAGGUCUCUACUCGGUUGCUUAUACAGAUGUAGUUCAGUUGAUUUGCAUAUUCAUUGGACUGUGGUUGAGCAUUCCAUUCGCGUUCACUCAUCCUGCUGUAUCAGACAUCGCCACUACAGCUUACCACUCACCUAACUGGCUUGGUACUUGGGAUAUUUCGACCACUGGUCUAUGGAUCGACUCUGCUCUGCUACUGUUAUUUGGUGGAAUACCGUGGCAAGUUUACUUUCAAAGAGUUUUAUCGUCGAAAAGUGCAGGAAGCGCUCAGAAGCUUUCAUUCAUUGCUGCAUUCGGAUGUAUGUUCAUGUCAAUACCUUCGAUAUUAAUCGGUGCAAUUGCUGCAUCUACAGAUUGGAACGCAACAUCGUACGGCCUCCCAAGUCCAGUUGAAAAAGGCGACCAAGCUAAUAUUCUGCCAAUUGUGCUUCAAUACCUCACCCCUGUAGCUGUAUCAUUCUUUGGGCUUGGCGCUGUUUCUGCUGCUGUAAUGUCAUCUGCCGACUCUAGUAUUCUAUCUGCUUCUAGUAUGUUUACUAGGAAUAUUUAUAACGUCGUCAUCCGACCAAAGGCAUCGGAGUUGGAGCUGGUGUGGGUAAUGAGAGUAGCAAUAAUAUUCAUAGCGGCAGGAGCCACUGCUUUAGCUCUUGUUGUGAAAUCUGUUUAUUAUCUUUUCUAUCUUUGUUCGGACCUGAUCUACGUCAUACUUUUUCCACAGUUUGUAAGUGUUCUCUACCUGGACCCAAAUACGUAUGGAUCGAUUCUUGCUUUUCUGGUGGGUUUGGUUUUACGACUUGGGGGUGGCGAGCCUGGGUUUGGGUUUCAACCUUUUAUCAAAUACCCAUAUGGAAGCAACUUUCCAUUUAAAACACUCGCAAUGGUAUCUUCCAUUGUAACUCUGCUGGUUGUUUCCUACUUCGUUCGGUUUUUAUUUGUCCGUGGUAUAAUACCAGCGAGAUACGAUUUCUUGAAAUGCAAUCUUGCAAAUGGCGGCCGUAGUAUUGAGACACAUGAGAACAAAGUUGCACGAAGAGAUAUGGAAAUGAGUGGGCACGGUUUACAGAAUGAAGGUUACGUGCCCGAAACAGAAGAAAAAACGAAAAUGUAAUGUUUAUGAUGAACUGUAAAAAGUAAAGGGUGACAUUUAUAACUAAAGUUUAUAUAGUUAUUUUUUUAUUAGUAAAUUAAUUGCUUACCAACGUAUGUAUUCCUAAACACUUAUGCAGUUUCAAUUACAACUAAAAGCUACAUGACACGUUGAUUUUUCUUCAGUAACUACAAUAAUUAUAGAACAUUUGCAUACGCUACUUUAUAAAGUGCCCAGUUCAUAGUUUAUCUGGUCUUUCUGCACUUACAAUUUUAUUGCUUACAAACUUGCUUAAUAUUAUAUCCUAUACCACUCAAGCCAACUUUGUUGAAAUAAAGUUAUAAAACUUUGAUUUUUAAUUGCUUUUGUAAAUUUGUCUUUCCUGCAAAUAAAAAUACCAGUCCACAAA
Messenger RNA from Ciona intestinalis (vase tunicate), 2055 nucleotides. Lineage: Eukaryota; Metazoa; Chordata; Ascidiacea; Phlebobranchia; Cionidae. The record is from RefSeq and is a predicted model, not a curated record.